Schistosoma margrebowiei is the source of this 811-nucleotide messenger RNA. Lineage: Eukaryota; Metazoa; Platyhelminthes; Trematoda; Strigeidida; Schistosomatidae. The record is from the annotation of a GenBank genome assembly.
AGUCGCCUUACAUCUUCAAAUACAGUGGCGUUUCUGAUGUUGACGGCAAAAGUUACUAAAAUGUUUGAUCAACUUGUGUUUUUAUCCUCUUCCCAGCGCCAGGCUUAAGUUUUCACACGCUACGGAAUGAUCGAUUUUGGUGACUUGAAAACCGCUUCGGCCCUGAAGAAGCUAAAUGAUUUUCUGCUUACCAGAAGUUAUAUAUCAGGGUUCCAGCCUACUCAAGCGGAUGUCUCAACUUUCGUAGCCCUUGGGAAGUCACCGUCAUCAGAUUUUGGCAAUAUUUUACGCUGGUACAAACAUAUUGACUCUUUUGGUGCGGAACAAAAAACGUUUCCUGCUCCACAGGAAUCCGCCAAUCCUGAGCCAGCUAAAUGUUCAUCGCCUGCUGCAAGUGACGAGCUCGAUUUAUUUGGUUCUGAUGAUGAUGAUGAAGAGUAUGAAAAACUAAGAAGUGAGCGCCAGGCUAUCUACGAAGAAAAAAAAGCAAAGAAGGAUAUUCCUGCAGCGAAGUCUAUGGUUGUCUUUGAUAUAAAACCGUGGGGCGACGAAACUGAUAUGGCGGAGAUGGAAAAGGCUGUCCGUAGUAUUCAAGCCGAUGGGCUGUUAUGGGGUUCGUCCAAACUUGUCCCUUUGGCUUAUGGGAUUAAGAAACUCCAAAUUGCAUGUGUUAUUGAAGAUGAUAAGGUCGGAACUGAUAUGUUAGAAGAAGAAAUAACGAAGUUUGAAGACUUUGUGCAGUCAGUUGAUAUAGCUUCUUUUAACAAACUCUAGUUCUACUUUGGUAUAUGAAUAAAAUUUUCUAGAUGUA